This is a messenger RNA of Drosophila kikkawai, 834 nucleotides long. It is a transcript of the gene Hr83, whose product is annotated as Hormone receptor 83. Gene Ontology annotation, biological process: regulation of transcription by RNA polymerase II; anatomical structure development; cell differentiation. Gene Ontology annotation, molecular function: nuclear receptor activity; RNA polymerase II cis-regulatory region sequence-specific DNA binding; zinc ion binding. NCBI's taxonomy places the organism in Eukaryota, Metazoa, Arthropoda, Insecta, Diptera, Drosophilidae. The record is from RefSeq and is a predicted model, not a curated record.
AUGUCGAGUAUUAUUAGUGCCUGCUCGGUUUGCGGCGAUCAGAGUUCCGGGAAGCACUACGGCGUGUCCUGCUGCGAUGGAUGCUCCUGCUUUUUCAAGCGAAGCGUGAGACGGGGCAGCAGCUACGCCUGCAUUGCCCUCGCCGGGAACUGUGUGGUGGACAAGGCUAGAAGGAACUGGUGUCCCUCCUGCCGCUUUCAGCGAUGUCUGGCCGUUGGAAUGAACGCCGCUGCCGUCCAGGAGGAGCGGGGUCCCCGCAACCAACAAGUGACCCUCUACCGCGGCACCCGGAGGCAUCCUGCGCAGCCUCAGCCUACGGCAACACCGCAUUCGCAGGCGCUGCACUUCCAGAUUCUUGCCCAGAUCCUGGUGACUUGUCUGCGCCAGGCGAAGGCCAACGAGCAAUUUGCUCUGUUGGAGCGCUGCCAGCAGGACGCUAUCCUGCAGGUGGUGUGGAGCGAAGUCUUCGUCCUGCGAGCCUCCCACUGGUCGUUGGACAUCAGCUCUAUGGUGGAGGGAUGUGGCGAUGACCAACUAAAGCGGCUCAUCUUUGAGGCUCAGCAGCUGAAGGCCGACGUGCUGGAACUGAAUUUCCUGGAGACGCUCAUCCUGUGCCGGAAGGAAUUGGCUCUCACUGCCGAGUAUUCAGUGAUCCUGGGAAGUCACUCGAAUGCAGCCCUGGUGUCCUUGGCUCGGUACACACUGCAGCAGUCAAACUAUCUGCGCUUCGGGCAGCUCCUGCUUGGCCUCAGACAACUCUGCCUGCGACGCUUCGACUGCGCCUUAUCCUGCAUGUUUCGCACCGUAGUCUGCGAUUUAUUAAAGACACUCUGA